This is a messenger RNA of Oppiella nova, 740 nucleotides long. NCBI's taxonomy places the organism in Eukaryota, Metazoa, Arthropoda, Arachnida, Sarcoptiformes, Oppiidae. The record is from the annotation of a GenBank genome assembly.
UAAUACUUAAACACACAGAGAAUGUGCAGAAUCUGUGUGUUUAGAGGCGUGCGUUCACUACCAUUGAAAACAUCUGUUUGUUUUUGUGGUCAAAAAUAUUAGUUAUAAUUUUUGUGAUAACUAACUAAAUACAAAAUGUUUAACUAAGAGGACCGGGAUUCAAUAUGAGUGCAAAACCAAUUCUAUACAAUUCGUAUCACAGUUCUUGUUCCUGGCGGGUGAGGAUCGCACUGAAUCUAAAGGGCAUUGAAUACGAGUACAAAGCCGUGGAUCUGAAUACAGACCAACAGUUUGCACCGGACUUUCAACGCCUCAACCCCUUACACCAGGUGCCCGCACUGGUAGUCGAUGGCGAGCAGGUGGUGGUCGAGUCCUAUGCCAUCAUUGAGUACUUGGAGGAAAGGUACGCCAACACCGGCGCACCGGUACUGCUGCCUAAAGAUCCGGUGCUGAGGGCUAAGGCCAGGGCUAUCGCACUGGCAGUCGUGGCCGGUAUUCAACCGCUUCAGAACGACUCGGUUUGCGAACGGUCAAGCGGCCGGUGCUGUGUCGGGGAUGAGGUAUCGGUGGCUGAUGUAUGUCUGGCUCCACAGGUAUUCAAUGCAAUCAAUUUGGGGAUUGAUAUCAAAGACUAUCCGACAAUCAGUAAAAUUAAUACAUAUCUUAUGAGUUUGGAUGCCUUCGAAAGCACUCACCCCUACCGACAAACAGACUGUCCGCCAGAAUUGAGAAUUAAAUAA